UCGUUGUGUACAGCUAACCAGCCAUCAACUGAAUGUUGUCUGGUGUUCUGAGGAUUAAAAAGGAAAACUCUGUACUUUUCCUGACUACUGUGUUAGCUGUACUGAAGACUUCCCACACUCAUGUACCAGGCAAUACUUGUAACUUGACCACUUGGUAUAGAACUCUCAUUCCAGCAUCAACUAAUAGGAACCAAUACUGUUCAGUUAUCCCCAGCAUGACAGCCAAGACAGUGGUCAAGACUGUCCUGAGUGUGGAGCAAGAUGAGGGAGUUGGGGCUCGAGUGCGCAGGAGUGUUGGGCGCGUAGAGUUGCGGAAUCUUGAUCCCUUCCUGAUGCUUGACGAGUUUAAAGGACAACAGCCAGGUGGUUUCCCAGACCAUCCCCACAGAGGGUUUGAAACUGUGACCUACAUCCUGAAGGGCGCAGUUAGACAUGAGGACUUCUGUGGUCACGCUGGUAUUAUUAAUGAAGGAGACCUCCAGUGGAUGACCGCAGGGCGAGGUAUUGUCCACUGUGAGAUGCCAUGGGGAGACGGAGUGACCCAUGGCCUUCAAUUGUGGGUCAAUCUUGCUGCCGAAAAUAAGAUGAUGAAGCCGGCCUAUCAGGAACUUCUGGACAAGGACAUUCCUCGGACCACCAAGGAUGGAGUGACAGUGAAGGUGAUUGCUGGAGAGGCAUUUGGCAUAAAGUCUCCAGUGUACACACGUACCUCGACCAUGUAUCUGGAUUUCAAAAUGGAUCCAGGCUCAAAAUUAGUCCAGCCAAUACCAAACGAGUACACAUCAUUUGUAUACACCAUUGAUGGGAAAGGACAUUUUGGGGGCAGCACACAGCAGAUGGAAAUCAGUGCCCAUCAUACUGUAGUCCUCAGCAAAGAAGGGAAUCAACUAGAAGUACAGAAUAAGGGUACAGAAAUGCUUCGCUUUGUUCUAAUAGGAGGCAAACCUUUGAAUGAACCUAUCGUCCAACACGGGCCAUUCGUCAUGAACACACAGGAAGAAAUAGGUCAAGCCAUGCGGGAUUAUCAAAUGCAGAGAAAUGGCUUUGAAAAUGCCAUGACUUGGAACUCUUUUGUUGUCACUGAAGAUCCGAUAGGAGUGUGACCAAAGGGAGAUAACUCCCACAGAAAUGUUGUGUGACAGAAAAUUCCUUGAUAUUUUUGGUUUGUUUUAUUUAAUUUACACAUAAUCUGUUUAAUGUAGUAUGUUUUUUCUUCAUAUUCCUGUUGGUGUAGUUUGA
This is a messenger RNA of Ylistrum balloti, 1239 nucleotides long. RefSeq names its product pirin-like. The record is from RefSeq and is a predicted model, not a curated record. The coding region runs from base 33 to 1103 and encodes 356 amino acids. Gene Ontology annotation, cellular component: nucleus. NCBI's taxonomy places the organism in Eukaryota, Metazoa, Mollusca, Bivalvia, Pectinida, Pectinidae. Gene Ontology annotation, biological process: monocyte differentiation. Gene Ontology annotation, molecular function: quercetin 2,3-dioxygenase activity. The transcript has 9 exons.